UAAAAAAGAGGGACGGCCGCCUUUCUUCCUCCUCAACCUCCAGCAACGACAUCACCAACAACACCCUUAUCACGACCCCCAUCAAUCAGUCAAAAUGGCGCGUCGUCCGGCUCGUUGCUACCGUUACUGCAAGAACAAGCCCUACCCCAAGUCCCGGUUCAACCGUGGUGUGCCCGACCCCAAGAUUCGCAUCUUCGAUCUGGGCCGCAAGCGUGCGACUGUCGACGACUUCCCUCUCUGCAUCCACCUUGUUUCCAAUGAGUACGAGCAGCUGAGUUCCGAGGCCCUCGAGGCCGCCCGUAUUUGCGCCAACAAGUACCUGGUCAAGACCGCCGGAAAGGAAGGUUUCCACCUGCGUGUCCGCGCCCACCCUUUCCACGUCGUCCGUAUCAACAAGAUGUUGUCUUGUGCCGGUGCCGAUAGACUGCAGACUGGUAUGCGUGGUGCCUGGGGCAAGCCCAACGGCACUGUCGCCCGUGUCAACAUUGGUCAGAUCAUCAUGAGCGUCCGCACUCGUGACUCCAACCGUGCCGUCGCCCUCGAGGCCCUCCGCCGUUCUCAGUACAAGUUCCCCGGUCGCCAAAAGAUUAUCAUCUCCAAGAACUGGGGCUUCACCCCUCUCCGCCGCGACGAGUACCUGGAGAAGAAGGCUGCUGGCCGCGUCAAGGUGGAUGGUGCCUACGUGCAGUUCCUGGCCAACCACGGUCCUCUUGAGUACAACAUGAAGCGCUUCCCCGAGGCUUUCGAGGCCUAGAGGGUUCCAGGCGUCUCUUCUCUUGUUGUGCUUGCAUGGGAAAACCGUAACUGCAUUUGGGAAUCGGGCUGGCGUCAACAGGGUUCACUGAGGAGGAAGCCGAUACGGCUGUGUGGUUGAACUAGAGCAUCCACUCUCAUAUGCGGGAGCCCCUAGCUUUACGACACAAAACAUGCAAUUCGGAUUUUGAUCUACAAGACUGGCCUGGUAUCAACUGUC
This is a messenger RNA of Cryphonectria parasitica EP155, 973 nucleotides long. Its product is annotated as ribosomal protein L10e. Gene Ontology annotation, molecular function: structural constituent of ribosome. The record is from RefSeq and is a predicted model, not a curated record. The coding region runs from base 95 to 754 and encodes 219 amino acids. The transcript has 3 exons. Gene Ontology annotation, cellular component: cytosolic large ribosomal subunit; ribosome. Lineage: Eukaryota; Fungi; Ascomycota; Sordariomycetes; Diaporthales; Cryphonectriaceae. Gene Ontology annotation, biological process: translation; ribosomal large subunit assembly.